This is a messenger RNA of Cololabis saira (Pacific saury), 1472 nucleotides long. RefSeq names its product vasodilator-stimulated phosphoprotein-like. Gene Ontology annotation, biological process: neural tube closure; actin cytoskeleton organization; positive regulation of actin filament polymerization. Gene Ontology annotation, molecular function: SH3 domain binding; profilin binding. Lineage: Eukaryota; Metazoa; Chordata; Actinopteri; Beloniformes; Belonidae. The transcript has 13 exons. The record is from RefSeq and is a predicted model, not a curated record. The coding region runs from base 51 to 1196 and encodes 381 amino acids.
GACGGCAGAGACGUCCACCUGAGGAGACACGUGUGGACUACAGCUUAACAAUGAGCGAGUCCAGCGUCUGCCAGGUGAGGGCGAUGGUCAUGCUGUACGACGACACCAACAAACGUUGGGUUCCGGCGGCGUCAGACACUCCUCAGCUCAGCCGGGUCCACAUCUACCACAACCCGACCAGCAACGCCUCCAGGGUGGUGGGAAGAAAACUGCAGGCCGACCAGCAGCUGGUGAUCAACCUGCCGAUCGUCCGAGGCCUCAGGUACAACCAGGCCACCGAGAACUUCCACCAGCUUCGGGACGUGAAGCAGGUUUGGGGCCUGAACUUCAGCAGUAAAGAGGAAGCCGCCACGUUCGCCGCCGCCAUGACGCGAACGCUGGAGUCGCUCUCAGCGGUGCCGCCUGCAGCCCAGAACGCACCACCGGCCCCCCAGGAGCCGCAGGGAAGGCCAACACCCCCUGGGCAACAGAACCAAGCGGCCCCCCGGGCCGCCCCCCCGACUGCUCCCUCCGCCCCCCCGGCGCCCCCCCCACCUCCAGGACCUCCCCCGCCCCCUUCUGGCGCAAGUCCACCCGGGCCUCCACCCCCACCUUCUGGAGGAGGUGGGGGGCCGCCACCUCCCCCACCCCCACCUCCACCCCCUCCUGCUGGGGGAGGAGGCGGAGGAGGCGGAGGAGGCGGAGGCAACAACCUCGCCGCGGCUCUGGCAGCAGCUAAACUCAAAAAAGCAGCGAAGGAGGACGGCGGAGCGGCGGCUCCGGCCCCCAAACCAGCACCCUCCUCCGGCGGGGGGGGAGGAGGCGGCCUGAUGGGAGAAAUGAGCGCCAUCCUGGCCAGGAGGAAGAAAAUGACCCUGGAACCGGCCGCCCCCCCGAAGGAGGACACCGCCACCGAACCAGACUCUUCAAAGCCGGCGGGACCAGCAGACGUGAACCCGCUGAAGGACAGAUCUGCCUCCCUACCGAGCAAACCCAAGUUCAGCAGCAGCAGUUCCAGCCCCGGGGGAAACGCUCCGUCCUCCAGGAUGAAGGUGGUGAAGAAAAACUCUGAAGACGCUGAAGCUUCUGCUGAUCUGGAACUGAUCAAAAAGGGAAUCAUCGAAGAAGUGAAGAAAGAAAUGCACAAAGUGAAGGAAGAGAUUAUUACAGCUCUGAUUCAGGAGCUGCAGAAGUCGAACCUGCAACCCGAGAACUGAUGAAGACUCUGGAUGAAGAUGAUUCAUCCACAGCUCAGGAAACCACUUUUACAGAUUCAGUUUUAGGUUUUUAGGAUCUGUGGAUUCGUGGACUCGUCCUCAGUCUUGUGACUCAUUUCUUCCUGAUGAUUUGAAAUGAUUUAAUGCUGUGAAACUCUGUGAAACUCAGUGAAACUCAGUGAAACUCAGGGAUCCAUAAAAGCUUAGAAAUGUCUCGUCUCUCCUCAUUCGUCUCCAUGGAAACACGUCUGUAAUUUAUCUGCUGUCAAACAUCAU